AUGAGAUGGAAAACCGUGUUUCUCGUUGGUCAAGCUUUAGACAACAACAAUCAGAGUGAAAAUAUGGCCGCCGAGGGUACGAUAUACGGAGAUAUCAUACGAGGAAGUCACAUUGACCAUUAUUACAAUCUAACUCUGCAGACGCAAAUGGGUCUCGAGUGGGCGGCAGGAUAUUGCGAUUUCAGGUAUCUCCUCAAAGUGAAUGAUGAUGUAUUUGUUAACCCCUAUAACUUGUUGGACCACCUGGAAAAGCCUGACACCCAAGUAACUAACCUUUACAUGGGACGCUGUUUCUACAGCGCGCCUGUUCUACGUGUUGGCAAACACCGAAUAACCAGAGAAGAGUACAGUGAGUCUACUUUUCCAACUUACUGCUACGGGCCAGCGUAUUUGUUAUCGUCAGAUUUAGUCCACAAAUUAGUGGAAUUAUUUGACACUUAUACCCCUUUUAGACUCGAAGAUGUUUAUAUAGGCAUGUUAAUUCGUAAAAUAGGUGGAGUUGAGGCUGUAGGUCACUCAAGCUUUCGCACUCAAGAAUCUGGUGAGCCGUGCAAACAUUUCCCAAAUAUGUUUGCUUAUCACGAAGCUUCCGUAAAGUGUGCAGAGGAAUUGUUUGAAGAAGGGAUCAAAGAGAGACUAGAGUUAGAAUUUAGCAAACUGGGCAAUGCUACAGGCUAA
Porites evermanni is the source of this 678-nucleotide messenger RNA. Lineage: Eukaryota; Metazoa; Cnidaria; Anthozoa; Scleractinia; Poritidae. The record is from the annotation of a GenBank genome assembly.